AGAAUGCAAGCUUAGUGGCCUCUGUCAUAGAUGGUAUCACUUUAAGAGGCAAGUGUUAGGUUUAGCAGCAUCACUUUCUGUAGGAGGGACUCCACAAUUAGAAUUACUGUAACAGCGGGUUUGUGAAAUGUGUAAAGUGGAUUGGAUUCGUGUCGAAGUGUUAUUGCCAAAGAUUCAAGUACCAGUGGUUAAUUACAUCAGUAUUUGUUUGUUUCGUUUCUUAAGUCUGGACGUGCUGAUAUGCAAGAACUUCAGUGUGCCACUAAAUGGACUAAACAACAUUUAAUUUCCCUGGGCAAGGACAGUAGAAAUCAAACAACGCUGCAAGUUCCUGGAUCAUUUGCAAUAAUACUGUUUUGUGAAUACCGAACUUCAUUAAGAAAAGCGAUCAUCAAAACACGAGACUAAAACGCCUGCUUUGGUCUUGUCCCUUAGAAAGUUUAUGGAACACUAAAAAACUGAUGGCUUGCUUCGUUGCAUACAAUGAGGAAAAGAAGAAGAUUUAAAUUGAUACCUCUGCUAUAUGUAGCCUUCUGCACAAUACAUAGACCUGGGCGGCAUUGCAGAACAUCUAUGAUGGCAACAUUUAAGUAACCACAAUGGAGCAGUUUGUGAACAAAUCUGGGAUCAACGCUUCCAGUCUCCUGCCGGAUUCUGAAAACCCCACAAAUGGACAGUACACCUUCGAUUCUAUUAUUGGACUAGCUGCAUUGGUUGGCUUCAUCAUUAUCUUCACUAUUGUGGGCAAUGUUUUGGUCGUUAUUGCUGUCCUAACAAGCAGGGCUUUGAGGGCACCUCAAAACCUUUUUCUGGUGUCCCUCGCUAGUGCGGACAUCCUUGUUGCGGCUUUGGUUAUGCCAUUCUCCUUAGCCAAUGAACUCAUGGGUUAUUGGUACUUUGGAAGUGUUUGGUGUGAUAUAUAUUUAGCCUUAGAUGUGCUUUUCUGCACAUCAUCUAUAGUAAAUUUGUGUGCAAUAAGCCUUGACAGAUACUGGUCAGUCACUCAGGCUGUAGAGUAUAAUUUGAGAAGAACUCCAAAAAGAAUAAAAUGUGCUAUUAUCACCGUGUGGCUGAUUUCGGCUGUAAUAUCAUUCCCACCGCUGAUUUCUAUGGACAGGAAUCCUACACAAGAUGCUUUGCCACAGUGCCAACUGAAUGACGAAACUUGGUAUAUUCUCUUGUCCUGUGUAGGGUCCUUCUUUGCCCCGUGUGUUAUCAUGGUGCUUGUUUACAUUCGGAUAUACCAAGUAGCAAAACACAGGACAAAGACAUUGGCUGAGAAAAAGUGUGGGGCAGAUGGUUCCUCUCAGACUGAAAAUGGGCUAAGCCGAGGCACAUCUCUUAAGACCAACGAGGAGAAAGAAAAUGGACACUGCUCCUCUGCGCCCAGUAAUCACAAGGCUCAAGACUUGGACGAAAUCGAUUUGGAUGAAAGCAGCAGUUCAGAUGGGAAGCGAAGAAGAGGUCGCAGGGAGACAACCAAGUCCAAAAGAGACAGAAAGAAUAGCAGCAAAUCAAAUUCCUUUUCAAAGCAAUCCAGUCGAUUGUCCAGGUCUAGUAACAAGUCAAUUGAAUUCUUUUCUACAAGAAAAAAACGCAGAAAUACGAUAUCUAGGAAAAAAGCCACCCAGGCCAGAGAGAAAAGGUUUACUUUUGUCCUGGCUGUGGUCAUGGGUGUGUUUGUAGUGUGUUGGUUCCCAUUUUUCUUCUGUUACAGUUUAUAUGGGAUUUGCAGGGAGCCAUGCGAAAUACCUGAAACUUUAUUUAAAUUCUUCUUCUGGAUUGGCUACUGUAAUAGCUCACUGAAUCCUGUAAUUUAUACUAUUUUCAACAAAGACUUCAGGAGAGCAUUUAAGAAAAUACUCUGUAAGCAAAAGAAGAGACGUUUUUAAUUGUAAUUUGGACUUCUGUUCUUUUUCACUCAGUUGUGUUUGACACUGGUUACCAUUGUGGGUCAUGGGUCACAUACUGUUGGUCACAGUGAUCCCUAACUUGGGAGCAACUUUGCGAAUUGUGAGAAUCCGUGCGCAAACCUUGCAAUGAUGUGAAGGCUACUAAACCAAGCGUUGUGUUUAACCAGUGCACACGCCAUAGGCCAAAAUACAUAACUCUGUACAUGGCUUAUAGUUAUAAUUACAGGCAGAAAGAAAGUAAUUUAAAGCGCCUUUUGCUGAAAUUUUAGAAAUGCACCUAAUUGCCAAAGUCUACGCAGGGUUGGAACAUGUAUUCUUUCUCUUUUUUUUUCAAGAAAGCAUGCAAACAGCUGGUAUAAUAACUGGUGCAUUCUACCAGCUUAAUAUUUUGGUAGGUAGGUAAUUUUGCUUAUUUCACGGCAAUGUGCUUAAUAUCAAACGGCUCACGGCUUUUUUCGCCGAAAUAUACCAUUCAAACUGUCAGCUUUUGGCACAACUGCUGAACGUUCAUAAUGGCAUCAACAUGUCAUUGUUUCCAGAGCAAGAGAGCGGCCGACACUACGUUAUUUUGAAAAAUGUAAUUCCUGGGUGGAUGCUUUAUCAGUUUCAUGAUUAUAGCAUCUGUAAUAGUUUACGCUUCUACCACCCCAAAUGGCUUAUCUUAACAGUUUAAAGGUUGCAGGUUGCGGUGAUGCUGCUGAAAAUGGUCUAGUGAGAUCAGGGCUUUAUCCGGUCAACAAAUUAAAAGUAAGAUAAAAUAUGCUAAAUGUUCUCAUCUAGGGCGAAUACGUUCGAGGUCGUGUGUGCGUGUGCGUGUGUUUGUGGCUAGCUUUGAAGUCCUCAGCAUGAAUAUCAAGUCGAAGGGCCACUGCAGAAUUAAUGGGAUUUGCGCUUCUUAAAAAAUACAGUAGACCUACCGAGUUUCCUUGAAAUUAAGCAUAAUGGAUACGACACAGGGUCUCCGGCAGAACAAAAUGAAGUCAAGGAAUACGGCAUUAGUUACCAGAGGUAGUGCCGCUUAGCAGGUAGGAAUGAGUCACAAAACCCCAGCAUGUUUCAAGAAAUUAUGAAACACUGCUUUUUUCCCCCUAAAUUCCUCACUGUAAGGGGGUAGGACGUUGCUACAAUUGUUAAGGUGUUUAUCUUACUGAAGCAAGGUGGUGCAGAGUUUGAUUCUGACAAGGGGAGAUUGGCUAGGCUCAUAGCUCUCAACCUUCCAUCUCCAAAAUGAGGAACACUCAUCUUCACAAUGUGGAACAAAUGGGCAA
This is a messenger RNA of Protopterus annectens (West African lungfish), 3181 nucleotides long. RefSeq names its product adrenoceptor alpha 2C (gene ADRA2C). The transcript has a single exon. Gene Ontology annotation, molecular function: alpha2-adrenergic receptor activity. The record is from RefSeq and is a predicted model, not a curated record. Gene Ontology annotation, cellular component: membrane. Gene Ontology annotation, biological process: regulation of vasoconstriction; adenylate cyclase-activating adrenergic receptor signaling pathway; platelet activation. The coding region runs from base 600 to 1892 and encodes 430 amino acids. Lineage: Eukaryota; Metazoa; Chordata; Ceratodontiformes; Protopteridae.